GAUUGUAUUUACAAGUUCUGCGAAACAGAAGUGUUGUGUACGUUAUGUUGAAUGAAGUAACGGCGAAAAUGCAUGAUUUAUUUUCCAUAAUUCUUAUGUGGCUGUUUAUUUGUGAUGUGCAGACGAGUAUGCCCAACGUAUUGCUAAGGGCGAAUAUUUGCAGUGAUUGUUGCCAGUGAAAAUGUUCUAUUUUCCACAGCUGCUGAAACCAAUGUUGCAAAAAUGGAUUUGAAGUAAAGGAAUGUGUAUACAAUAAUAUUACUCCAGUCUAGUUCAAGGAAAUGGCUUUAUUACACAAACUUUUUUCCUCAAAGAAAAAUAAAAAGGAAAUCAUCAAUCUUGAUAAAAACAGAAGUCUAAGCUGGAAACCUUUUAAUUUCAACAAAGAUCAGAUCAGAGUUCUUCUGUUCAGAGAGUGUGAGUGGCGUGGUCGCAAGUUACUUUUUGACACUAAAGUUGUAAACAGAAUUACUUUGGAUGGUCAUAGUUGUAAACAAAAGCCUGGCUGUAAAAUGAAGAGUGAGACGAAUUCAAGACUUGAAAACUACGUUGAAAUCACCGAUGGCUAUGGGUAUCAGUACUCAAAACCUAGCUCAGAUACAAUACAACUGGGUGAAAUGGUUUUUGGAUCUGUAGCCAUGACUUUCCAAGGGUCUACUCUGAAAGUUCAUCAACUCAAGUCUCCAACACGUGUCAUGUGCACCAAAGUGUUCUCAAUUGUUAGCAGAUUCCCAUACAACGGAAAUCUCAAUGAAAGAAGUUUGGAAGACUCCUUUGGCAGCUCUAUUCAUUCUAUGAAUGAAUAUUCCUCCUCAAAUAUUAGCAGCUCAAACUCAAAGCUUGGGACUUGGUCGUACAAAGGUAGUGGACCUGUAGAUGUACCACUGUGUAACUUGCCGGGGAAGAGUACCGGAGGCAGCUUGGAAAUAGACAGUGGUGUUUACGGAAAUGCUUCAAUACAGUCCAGCAGCAGUAUAGGAUCAGACAACAAUUUCAACUGUGGAAGUUCAAUAAUGUAUCCUACUUAUGUUAACUCAAGGCGAAAUUCUGGCUCAUUUCUGAGCCAUACUAGUGGCUGCUCAGAUGGCAGCUUUGGAGGUCUACGGCGUAGAUGGUCGCACACGAUAAACAUGUCAUUAGAAAACUGCACAAACAGUUCAUCUUGUUCAGAAAAUACAAGCAGCUCAUAUAAACAUAACACAAAAUUAGGUUUGGCUGUUCUCGUCACUUUCACUGGUGAAUGUGAAUCAGACAUGGAAAUGUUCUUUUUUGAACAUAUGAUAUUGGUUGAAAACAUGAUUGAACGCCUCCGUUUUUCUGUGGAACAAGCAUAUAUUCACAAAGAUAAGUUUGUGCACCUGAUGAUGGAAGGAUCCGAGAGAAUGCAACAGUGGCUGGAAGAUUUGUUCUCUGCUCCACGAUUGGUGAAUCCUUUGUGGUUGAGGUUGACAUCAUCGCCCAAAGCCGAAACCUCAGCUCUGAUUCUAUCCUUCGUUGAAGAUUUGUGCUAUUUGGUAGCAAACAUCGACACCAAAGACACAAACUUCUUUGUGAGCACUCUUUUGACUGCAGUUUUAACACACCAUUUGGGCUGGGUUAGCACUGUGUUGCCAGAAAAAAUGAUGCAUUUGAACAACUGUAAAACACCAUGUGCAUCAAAACUGGUAAGAUUGAAAUAAUGCACUAUGUACUAGGCAUGUGCGAGAAAGACUUUUUUGAAUUCGAGACGAGAUCGAGAAAGCAAUUUAAAAAUUCUCGAGAAUCGAGUCGAGAUCGAGAAAUCUGUACUUUAGUUAACAGGAUAAUAUGAUCCAAAAAAGUAAAACUCAAUAAUCUGACAAACAUACAUAAUUAUUCAAUAAUUUUAUCAAGUAUCCACAACUGCAAUUGCAAUUACAACUUUACCUUUACACUCAACAGUUUAUUUGCCUACUGUCGUAUGUAAUUGUAAACAUACGUUAUUGAUUCCAUAGUCUAUACAGUUUCCUUGAGCCAUGGACGGUACUUGAUCAUGAAAGUCUGAACAUUCACCACUAUCGAUAUGUCACUAUCGAUACGGACCGCAAUUUAAACAUCAUGUUGCUUGUUAUAUACUGCUGGCCGUGUGUAUAACAUAAGGCCAUAAAACAAAAUGCAAUCGCGGAAGAAUUCUGCAGUCAUGUUUAUAUUUUUAUUUUUUACCGUAACGAUUUACGUUGAUACUUGAUAUUGAUAACGAAAAUGAUUUAUUUUUAACUUUAAUGUUGGUUUUAUUAACGGAAAAUAAUCAUUUUCUUCUGUAAUUUAAUGUGAUAACCACAGCACAAUUCAUUGUUUACGUUUACCGUUUCAUGUAGUGACUUGUGAACUGAAGUUGUUAGUUUUUAACUUUUUAAUAAUUUAUCGUGUAUACUAUCGUAACAAGUAUAUUUUAUUUUAUUCGAUCUACGUUACGUUGAAGAUAUGUUAAUUAUUUCAACACGCAACGCAAAAUGCUGCCUCAAUAUAUUAUAUUACCUAACCUAUUUCUUGUUUAAAAAAUUCUCGAAAAUUCCGAGCCAAAAAAAUUAUCUCGAGACGAGAUCGACAAAAUUUCUGUUUCGACUCGUUCUCGAUGAUGCCGAGACUCGCACAUCACUACUAUGUACAUGAACUAGGCAUGUGCAAAGAGUAAACAUAUCUUAAGACAACUCAGGGUCAGAAUUUUAGUCCACCAUAAAUUAUAAAUCAAAGUUCAAAGUAGAAAGCAUGGAAUAUAUUUUCAUGUAUGAAAACUUGUUUGAAUUUUUCUUUGAAAUUUAGAAUCAGUUGAACCCUUAACAAAUAAGCUGCAUGUUGAAAAUCUGCAAUAAAUUUAGGAGUACAUUAUUUGUAGAGCUGGGCCAAUGCCGAUCCCCAAUCGUAAUAAUUGGCCGAUUUUGUUAAACGUAGCCGAUUAUUUGAGCCGAUCAUUGGUCUCCUACUGCAAACUUAUAACAUUGAAUAAUUAUCUAUACCUAACAACUUUCCAUGUUUGUUUACGGUACUUUUCGGGAAGAAAAUUCAAUUGUUCAUAGAAAAAUAAUAGGAUUUAAUAAUUUAAAACUAACCACACACAAAAAAAAAAUACCAAUAAAGUAAACAAAUAGCGUAAGUUUUAUAAACAUUGAACAGUUACAUACCAAAGUAUCAAUUUCCACGUAUAUUUACGGUACUUUCGGUAAAAUAAUUUUCCAUUAUACUAUUUGCAAAGUUAUUUCUUAUCAUUUACGAACCGAAAACUAUGUAUUUGUUUACCAUUUACGGUUAAUAUUACCGCAAUGGCGAAUGGCGACUGUUGUUUAGGUUGGUUAUGUGACACCAGAUAUUAGAGUGACGUGCGUCGCGCGACGGAAUUCGUACGGAUUAAUGGCGCAAGUAGUCUCGUGGUUAGUAAACAACUACCUCUUCGGGAAUUCAUCUAUUUAGUUUUUUCUCGCUAAAUAUGGCGUAUUGAAAGUUUUGUUUAGCGAAAUUAAUAUUCUUAUCCUGUUUAGCGGGAAAUAGAGCUUAUUUUUCUUUUGUAUAAAAACCUGGUUGAUGAAGAGUUUUGUUCCCCAUUUAGUGGUAUUUCGUAUUCACAAAUUAACUUACAAUCGGGAAUUAUUGAAAGUUUUUUGGCGGCACUGGGGGGAAGGAAGGGCAAUAAAAUUAUCGCUACGUCUACCGGCACACACGGAUCACAGAAUGACGGAGUUGUGAUUAGGUAAAGUUUUGGUUUGACCUUAUUACAUGUUAACGCAGUUAAGUGUGUGUGGUGAUUUAUAAGUAAUCAUGUCAAAGAAAAGCAGUUCUGUCUGGGGAAUAUUUCACCGUUUAUAGUGAUCUGUCAAAAGCAACGUGUAAUUUCUGUAACGCUAUAAUUUCACGUGGCGGUACCAGUGUACGAGGAUUCAGGACAACAAAUUUAUUUAGACAUUUACUGACGUUUCAUAGCAAAGCAAUGGAAAUACAGGUGCAUGAAGAUCUGACCCACAAAUCACAAGUAUCUGAUCUUACAGCAACAGCAUUGGUUGUAAUUGUAAUUAGUAUUGAAAAUUUAAAUUGGAAAUUCUCUCCUUAAGUAAUUCACACUUACAUUAAAAAACUGUCAAUUUUAAAUCCUGUGAUGUUGCUUGGAUAGGCCACACAUUUCCAGUUUUUUUCAGGUUGUUUAAAAUUUUGUUUAUUACAAAAUUAAUCAAUUCAGAGGUACCUGAAAGGCUCUAAUCGGCUCAGAAGAUCGGCAAGAUCGGCAGCAGAUGAUCAGCAUCGGCAUGAUCGGCAAAAUAGGUGAUCGGCCCAGCUCUAAUUAUUUGGCACCCUCAAAAAAACUGCUAAAGCAUAUAAAAUUACCAAUGGAAAGAAAUAAUAAUGAUGAAAGUAUAUUAAAAUGAUUUUUUUUUUCUUGUCCAGGAUUGCAAUGUCAUUAUUUUUAUUGAGGUCUGCUCAGUUUCUGGUAAGAGUGUGGUCAUAGGGCAUUCUUUGUAGUGAACUUCUUGUUUUGGAGUCAGACAUGGAGCUAAGCGAAUCUUUUAAUACAUUCAUUUGUUGUAGCGCUAACAAAAUGAGCUCACUCAAUUAAUUUCACAACUCUUUACAGAGCAAUUUGUUAGUUACCAUAAAUGAUAUGAACUUCAUAGCUCUACGAACGAUGAUUUUAUUAUAUCAUAUAAACCUUCAUAAUGGCACAAACACCAUUUCAGUAGUAUGUCUUACAUAUCUGCAUCUCAUCUUCCGCUUCCUUCGGCCUUUCACUCCAACCAAACGCUAAGCAGAUUCAGCGGCAAAGUGAUGAAGCAGUACUUAGCACAUCAUGUCAUUAACCCCCGUCGUUCUGCUUCAUCUGUGCUGCCAGCAGAGUACUUGGACUUGCUCCAGCUAAUAUGGCUUCACAUGUAAACAAUUUUUAUUAGAGCUGGGGGGGACCCCAAUAUUUUGGGGAAAAAUAGGAACAUAUUUUUUUCAAAACGUGGGGCGGGAAACAACUUUUUCCGGUUUAACGAACUUACUGUAGUUGUAUACUACAUGUCGGUAUGCUGCAAUUGUUCUAACAAAUUAUUUUCAACAUUCACAGGCACAGUCAUAAAUGAGCAUUUUAUUCACCUUUGAUACAUACAACAAAUAAAGUUAUUUCACUACUGUAGUGAAACGAUAGCAGAAUGAGUCUCUUCCACGAUUGAAAGUACAAAGUGUUAAACGUGUAAGAAACAAUUAUUUAUUUGUUUUGUAACAUGCACCAGAAUGGGGAAAAGUAAAUAAACAAAAUGGUCUACGACCUUGGAUAACAUGAACAAAUAGCAUGGGAACUGUUGUGCUAUGUGAAAAUAUAAACAUGUUAGUUGAAACAAUGUUUAAAAUAAUAGUUACAAUUGAUCUACCACAGUGUUUACACAGUAGUAGCUUACUUGCUGCAUUUUUCACUGACACUAUGGAUAUCACGACUUGCGACUCGAAAGCAAAAAAUAAAAAACAUUAGUGUAAAUAAAAGUGCUGUAAAUGUGUUUGUAAUAUUGCCGAAUUGGUACGUGGCCAUCGCAAAUCACUAAAACGAGUGAAUAACUCUUGUUAAAAGUGUAAAUAUGAAAUAUUUAAUAACAAUUGGGCAAAUUUUUUUUUUUUUUAAUUUUGUGGUUAUAAAAUAAAAUUAAUUUACCCUUAUUUCGUGGUUUUUAGUGGUUCGUAGUAAUACUUGCAUAUAUCAAUUUAUAAUCACAAGAUUUGGGCCUACACAGUAAAAUAACUCAAUUUUUUAUUUGUGAGUAUAGACAUUUUUUAAAUUUGUAACCUUAAGUGAUUCCUGAUCCCGUCUUGUUUCCUGCAGGAAAUAUUUUUCCUGUCUAAAAUUUUCUUAAACCAAAAUUCCCCAUUCGUUAGAAAUUUCUAAUGGCAAAAGCUUACAGCUGAUUAAGGCCAGGUAUUGCUGCCAUGCGGGAUUUCCAGGGUAUGUAUUUAAUUUAAGGUAAUUGAUCGAUCCAGACGGGGGAUUUACAGUCUGUUGAGGCCCGGUUAGAUCCGUCCAUGGUAGCACUCAUGCUUCUCCUCUGUGUACUAAGGAAUACCCUUAUAUGCAUUCUGGGGAUACCCACCUGUCCCCAUUCAAACGUACUGGGAACUUAGAUAAGGAUAUCCCAUCAAAGCCCUCUUCUGUAAAAACUGCCCGUUCCACGAGGAGGCAGAGGGUUGCCAUGGGUGUUAAGAGGCUAUGUAUUAACUUAGCACACCUUUUCCAUGGACUUAUUGUUCCCUCUCUCAGAUAGUAAGCUCACCAGACAAAAAAUUAGUCAACCCUAGAGAAAUCAUUACAAAGCAUCAUUUAAUACUGUGUAACUCAGCCUCUGGACUUAAGAACCACCUGGAUUCAGUUAGAAAGUAAGUCCACAAGGUUGUGCAGGUACGUCGCAUCCAAGUUAAGCCCCUCGCUGAGGAUUUGAUUGUGCAAUUGCACCAAACUGCGGGGAUGCGAUGUUGGGAUUUAACGUGCUGUUCUAACAUGUCCCACAGAUUUUCAAUGGGGUUCAAGUCAGAUGAUUUUGCAGGUCAAUUGAGAUGUAAUGGGGUGGGGGAGUGUUGAUAAAACCAGUCAUAUAUGCGUCCAGCUUGUGAACUUUGCAGUUGUUAUCUUGAAAAAUUGGGGUAUACUCAUCAUGCAGAUGUUGAUUUAAAGGCAACACAGUAAGUGGGCCCAAUCCAUGAUACGAAAAACAUCCCCAAAAUAUCACAGACCCACCUCAGGCUUGAACCUGACCUUGCACACAUCCAGGAUGAAAUAUUUAAUUUGGCUUUCGGUGCACCCGAGGAUGUGCGUCAUUGGAAUACAGGCAAAAACGUGAUUUGUCAGGCCACAUUACGUUCCGCCAGUCAGCUACUGUCCACGUUCGUUGAUUUCUAGCCCAUUGAAAACGCGCAGAACCUGAUGUGCCAUUGUGAGCAAUGGCCUCUUGCGAGGUGACCGACUCCAAAUCUUCAUAACAUGCAGUUCCCAUCAUAAUGUUCUCUCGCUAACAGGUUAUGAUGCACCAUCAUUCACUGACUACAACAAUUUCAUGUCGGGUUUGGAAGCGAUUUUGAUUCACAAGCCGAGAAACACAUCUCUGGUUCCUCUCAGUAAGAAUAUUUUUCCAACCACAAUUCUGACGUCAUGUUUCCUGGCCACGUGUAGUACACCACUGCUAGUAGACACGUUGUACAGUCUGCUGCGAAACACCAACAAAUCCAGCAACUUUGUCUACCGUAUGGCCAUGGGCAUGGCUAAACACAAUUGCCCCUUUUUGCCACGCUGUCACAUCUACUCAUGUUAACGUACAUUGUCAGCUUGAAACAUCAAUGUCUCACUGAUCGCUACUGCCUUAUGCUCACAUAGAGGCAGUGUGCGUGCGGUUGAACACAGGACUGUUUCGUUGUGCCAUCUGUACAGGCCUAGUGAUCCUUCUGUAAUGUGCACUAGGGUGACUAAUUUUUUGUUCGGUGAGCUUAUAAACAACUACAGAAAAUGAGGCCAGGGCACCCACCUGAUAUAAUCUGGGGCACAUGAAAUUCAGCUGACGAAGGUUGCAAUUCAAAAUGUGUGCCUGAUUUGCAAUGUACUGGGUUUAACAACUAAUAUAAAUUAAUUUUGCAGUUGAUCACCUGUUAAUUCAAGAUGCAAAGAAAUUUGCUGGUUCUUUUUAGGUAUAGAAUGGUGGAAGAUUUCCCCAUAGUAGAGAUAAGCCCACAUAUUGCCGUGCUUUAUUUGCUAUUUAUGUUAGGUGAAGGUACAGUAAAACCUUUUUGUUGCGACCCCAUUUAUUGCGACCACCUCUCUAUUACAACCCGAUUUCGAGGAACCGUGAAAAAAUUGCCGAAAAUCCGAAGAAAAUCGGAUGGAAAAUAAAUUUUUUGUAGUUAGUAGCGUGUUACUGCGUUUCUCUUGCCGAGUGCUGUACUGCUGCAGGCAGCGCGUAUCUAAAAAUAGAUACCACUUCCUGUCGACCGCUGUCAGCACUUGACAACCCCCAUUCCACGUCCUUUUGCUGGCAGGGUGCGCAGUUAAAGAUUUUUGUGGCGACGUUUUUACGUUUAGCUUUUUGCGAGUGUCUAAUGUCAUACCCAAUUAGGCAAAGCUACCUGCUGGCUUUCUCUUGAUUUUAAUUACUAUUGGUUAACAAUGUUUAGUUUUUGAAGUCGCGACUUGGUAUAUUUUCUGGCUUGAAUUUGUGAACUAUUGUUGACGACUUAUGCAAAUUUUUUCCCCCCGAUUUGGUUACCUGAAAGGUUGGGUUUUGUGACGACUGUUGGCGAUUUACACAUUUGUUUUAUUUCAUACGGAUUUGCGGUUUUGACGAAAUGAGUGUUAAACGAGCCAGCUUGUCACUCAUUAAGAAGUACGAGAUAAUACAGGAAGUGGAUGAGAAGAAGCUGUCGAAGACGGAUAUCGCGCGACGACAUGGCAUUCCGAAAUCAACUCUUUUCACAAUAAUAAAAAAAAGGGAAGAAAUAGUAAAUGCCGUUUUGAAGGACGGCCGCAACGUCCAGCUGAAGAAUUUGAGGGGCGUGACACAUGCGAAUCUGGAGGAAGCAAUGCUGGAGUGGUUUGGCCAGCUUAGGGCGCAAAACCUGCCUGUAAGCGGACCCAUGAUGCUGAAAAAGGCAGACGAAUUAAGCUUGAAGUUAGGCAUUGAGAACUUCAAAUGUUCAAACGGUUGGCUGGAUCGUUUUAAAGUUCGUCAUGGCAUAUCGAGUCGUAAAAUCGUUGGUGAAAGUGCGUCAGUCGACCCACAAUCUGUGAACGAAUGGUUGCCCUUGCUUGGAAACAUCCUUUGCCGAUACCCGCCUCGCGAUGUUUACAACGCGGACGAGCUGGGGAUGUUCUAUAAUCUGAUGCCAGAUCGUACUCUAGCUAUGAAAGGUGACAUGUGCAAGGGUGCAAAGCGAAGCAAAGAGCGCCUCACCGUCCUUCUGUGCUGCAACAUGGACGGCAGUGACAAAAUGAAGCCUCUCGUGAUAGGAAAAUUCCAGAAACCCAGAGGAUUCAAGGGCAAUGUAAUUCCAUGUGAUUACGAUUUUAAUAAAAAGGCAUGGAUGACUUCAACGGUGUUCAUGAGAUGGCUUCGCGGCUUUGAUGCAAAGAUGGGCGCAGCCAACCGAAAAGUUGUUCUCUUUGUCGACAAUUGCCCAGCACAUCCUGCUGUCGACAACCUCAGGAACAUUGAACUGGUGUUCCUGCCAAAGAACACCACCAGUGUGCUUCAGCCUCUGGAUCAAGGCAUAAUACAGCAAGUGAAACUGAAGUUCCGCGAAAUGCUCGUGCGGAGCAUGGUUUUAAAAAUGGAAAUUGGCAAAGAUGUCAAGAAGUGGGAUGUAUUUAGAGGGAUAGAAGCAAUUGUUGCUAGUUGGAGGGCCGUGCAGCCUACAAUUAUCGCCAACUGCUUCCGACAUGCCCACUUUGUCACACCAGUCGACAAAGAGGCUACCGUCCAUGUGCCUCUUGCUGCUGCCAACUCUGAAGACCCGGACGACCCGCCGACAAUGGAUGCCGAACCCCAGCCAGGCCCUUCAACGGAACCGGAGCUGGGCCCUGUGACAGUGUUGACACCUUCCCCUUGCACUGUUACUAGGCCUUGCGACGAUCAAAUGUGGCAGCAUUUGGCCCCAGACUGUACAUUUGAGGAAUUUGUGAGAGUGGACGAUGACGUCGCAGUUUGCGGUGCCCUUGAUGAUGCCGGAAAAUUACAGCAAGACUCCAGUGACGAAGAGGGGGAAGGAGAAAUGGAAGAACUCGAAGACGUUCCCACAACGAGAGACGUCCUCAAAGCUGGAGACGUCUAUGCAUCAAUGCUACGACAUCAUGGUGCAAGUGAGGAGAUGUGGUCUCACUUUACAAAAUUGAAAGAAUUUGUCGAGAAAGCUGCCAUUAAGCAGAAACAGACCUCAAUUAAGGACUUUUUUAAAAAGUAGGGCAGUUUUAAUAUAACUUGAUUUUUUUUCAUUAAAUGAGUUUACGUGUAUAUUUUUUCCCCCUCGUACAUUAAAACAUUUCUUUGUUGAAGUGAAAGUUAACAGUGUGGAAUAUGUAACUUAACUUACAUGUUCAUUAAAACAUACGUUGGUGUGUUACGUAUGUAGAGCACGUAUUAGUGUUUACAACAUAAUGACCAGCUGUCACGUCAAUUACGUUGUUGGAUAUUAUGACUUAACGGGUGAGUUAUAUUCAGUGCUGGAUGUUGCCAUUGUAUGGGUGAUGGUUUUGUAAAAAGGCCUACUUUUAUGUUAAACGUUAAGCAGAACUCUUUAAGUUUGCAUUGCAUUAGUCUACUGCUAAAAAAAA
Molecule: messenger RNA, 10282 nt
Organism: Bacillus rossius redtenbacheri
Lineage: Eukaryota; Metazoa; Arthropoda; Insecta; Phasmatodea; Bacillidae
Product: tigger transposable element-derived protein 4-like
Exons: 9
Coding region: 8302-9912 (536 amino acids)
Cellular component (GO): cytoplasm; nucleus
Molecular function (GO): protein-folding chaperone binding; DNA binding; ATPase inhibitor activity
Source: RefSeq, a predicted model, not a curated record